AUGGACAAGCCUCUUAAGCAAGUGGGCAUGAUCUCACCCUUGGACACGCUGGCAGAACUGGGGAAGCCCCAGAGAAACUGCUACACCCUACCAGGCUUUGAUUUUGCAUACGGGCUGUACAUCCACAGAACAGACGGAGGAGUCUCUGAAGCACUAAGCCACUGGAACACAGUAAAGCCCAGAACAGCUUUAAUUCAGAGUAUGCCCCGAGACUUCAUCACCAUGAACCGUGGUGCUCUGAAGAAUGGUUAUACCACAGCCCAUGACUAUAAUUUGUACUACAAGGCCAAGGACAUUCGGCGCAAAAAUGAUGCAUACGGUCGCUUCAACAGAUGUCCUCCUAAAGUACCUGCAGACAUGACUUAUGGCAUCACAGCACGACCCUGUACUCCCUUUUUUGACCUCCUCCACCACAAAUACAAGGAGCUGUGGAUGGAGCAGCAGAGAGCACUGACAGUAGCCCAGCGAAUGGAAAAGAAAAAGUCCAAAAAAGACAAAGUGCGUGAAACUCGUACAACGCUUCUGCGAAAAAACCCACUACCUGCGAAGGAGGAAUCUUUCUGGCACCUGCCUCGCUUCGAGAAGGUCGGGCCUCAUCUCAGUACUUUUCCAGACCGUGAUGCUCGUAAAAAGGCGUUCAGUGCCUCCCAUUGA
Opisthocomus hoazin is the source of this 654-nucleotide messenger RNA. The record is from RefSeq and is a predicted model, not a curated record. NCBI's taxonomy places the organism in Eukaryota, Metazoa, Chordata, Aves, Opisthocomiformes, Opisthocomidae.